Molecule: messenger RNA, 297 nt
Organism: Opisthorchis viverrini
Lineage: Eukaryota; Metazoa; Platyhelminthes; Trematoda; Opisthorchiida; Opisthorchiidae
Exons: 1
Coding region: 1-297 (98 amino acids)
Source: RefSeq, a predicted model, not a curated record
AUGUUACUCCAUGAAUAUAUCCCCGAUGCGAAGCGCCGUUCAGGUUACGGCGUCCCCGGUAAGCGACACUUCCGACGCCGGCUCAGCAGUCGUGGUGGAACAUGUGCAAGAUGGGCCUCGUUUACCUCCCAUCAAAAUCAGAGCACAUUGCCUAAAGACUGCUGGGAACGUCCGAUUGCGGAGCCGAAAAUAAUUCACAUCAGUGGAGUCAUUGUGGAGAACGAUGGGUCCAAGAUACACACAAGAUUUCGUCGACCGCUAGGACGGAUGGAGGAUUCUGAAGCGCAACUUAGCUGA